Molecule: messenger RNA, 2431 nt
Organism: Oncorhynchus gorbuscha (pink salmon)
Lineage: Eukaryota; Metazoa; Chordata; Actinopteri; Salmoniformes; Salmonidae
Product: protein mono-ADP-ribosyltransferase PARP12-like
Exons: 7
Coding region: 952-1542 (196 amino acids)
Molecular function (GO): NAD+ poly-ADP-ribosyltransferase activity
Source: RefSeq, a predicted model, not a curated record
GGUGGCUGCAGCAUGUUAUGGGUAUGCUUGUAAUCAUUAGAGACUGGGGAGUUUUUCAGAAUAUAAAAGAAAUAUAAUGGGGGUAUGAAUACUUUCUGAAGGUCUACUUACAUAAUUAUUGAGAUUCUAGAAUGUAAUGCUUUGUUUAUGUUAUGUAUUUCUGUACUAUAACUUCAUAUGGUCUUCAAAAAACUUGCAAGCUUUGCAACCUAAUCUGAUAUUGAAAUGUGAAAUCUUACAUUUUUCACAGAAAAAAAAGAAAUUUGUCAUGGCUUCCUUUUUGGACGUUGCUUUGAAGGAGGUACAGUAUAACACUGUGGUAUUAUCAGUGGAAAUGCACCAUUUGUGAUAGAAAUUAUUUUCUUUUGACAAAAAUGUAUGUUCUAAUUUCCCUGACUUAAUCAGUAUGGGUUUAUUGCACUGAUAUUGAUUUAUAUUUAAGAUGUAUGUAUGGGUGUCCAUUCUACUAUGCCAUAUCAAUGGGAGGUGGAGAAUGGACUUGGUUGGUCAUGUAUCUCAGAGAAUGAGGGCAUUGAGAGAGACUACUGUGACCCAGCAAAGACCGAGAGGUAUCUAUUUUAAACCGAGACAAUUACUAAAUGUGUAAAAAUGAAGUAAAAGCCUUGAAAGUGUUUUUUUAUGCCCUAGCCAUGGAAUCCCACCGGUGAACUUUAUCCUCAUGAUCCGCGGUCACAGCAAAGUUCGGCGACUUGCUACGGUUUCCUCCCUGGACCAACCAGAAGCUGCCCUUGCUACCGAGUGGACUUGGUACUGGGAAGAAGAGGAUGAAUGCUGGAACGUAUUUUGGUCAUCAACUGUGGAGGACCUAGAGGGUGUACAGUGAUCCCUCUCUUGGCUCAGUGUUUGAGUUCACUGCAGGACGACACACCUAUGAAGUCAAUUUGGAAGACAUGAUCCAGAGUAACAAGAGCUCACACACCCAAAGACUGCAUGUCUAAUACCAACACUUCGAUUGUGCCACCUUACUGGGACCAGUCUCGAUUGCCUGGGAACGGCUUUGAGAUGGUUUUGUUGCCAAGCUCAACAGCUGAACACAAAGACAUUAAGGCCUGUUUUGAGAAAACCGCUGUGGGGUUUCACAUACUCACCAUUGAGAGAGUACAAAACCUUUACCAAUGGAACUUCUAUGAGCUGCAAAGAGAUCAGAUGAAAUCCUCAGGGACAAGCAUCAUGGAGAAACAGCUUUUCCAUGGAACUGUCUCUGAACAUGUUGACAGAAUUUGCAAAGACAACUUUGACUGGAGAGUAUGCAGAAACAAUGACAUUCCCUAUGGAAAAGGAAAUUACUUUGCCAGGGAUGCUAGUUACUAUACCAGCCAGUCCGGAGUGAGGUCCAUGUUUGUUUGUCGUGUGCUGGUUGGAGACUACACUGUGGGAAACUCCAGCUGUCGGACACCACCUCUUAAAGAAACAGGAGGAUCCAUCGCCUAUGACAGCUGUGUGGACAACAUCCAAGAGCCGCAUGUGUUCGUAGUUUUUAAAAAGUCUCAGAUUUACCCUGAAUACCUUAUAAAGUUUUAAAACCAUGCUCCCAACCCAAAUCCCUUGGUUUAACCAAACCCAACUGCCAAGCCAAAUCCUGCUUAAUUGCCAAAACUACAAUGGCAGGGGGAGCACAGACUUUAUAAGGAUGAGUCUUGUCCUUGAGGCAGAACCGAGCAAUUUCCACUAGAUGGGCCAGCUGCAAAGUUAAAAUUGGCUAUAUUAUAAUUCAUGGAAACAAAAAGUAGCCUUUUGGUCAUAUUUUAAGGUUAGGGUUAGGUAUAAUGGUUACCAGUGUGGUUAAGGUUAGGGUUAAUACAUUUUAAAUCAGAUUUUAUGACUUUGUGUAUGUGUCAGCUGGUGAACACUGCAGAGCUGCCUACAGAACAAAAAAUGCUCACCUGCAUGGUGGCUUGACCCAGAGACAUCAUUUCCAUGGGCAUGUGUCCCCUCAGAUAUGUUCAAUAUACACUACAAAUGCUGAUGCUCCAGAUACUCAACUAGUCUAAAGAAGGCCAGUGUUUUUGCUUCAUUAAUCAAAACAACAGUUUCAGCUGUGCUAACAUAAUUGCAAAAGGGUUUUCUAAUGAUCAAUUAGCCUUUUUAAAAUGAUAAACUUGAUUAGCUAUCACAACGUGCCAUUGGAACACAGGAGUGAUGGUUGCUGAUAAUGGGCCUCUGUACGCCUAUGUAGAUAUUCCAUUAAAAAUCAGCUGUUUCCAGCUACAACAGUCAUUUACAACAUUAACAACAUGUCUACACUGUAUUUCUGAUCAAUUUGUUGUUAUUUUAUAGGACAGAAAAUAUGCUUUUCUUUCAAAAACAAGGACAUUUCUAAGUGACCACAAACAUUUGAAUGGUAGUGUAUAUAUAUAUAGUGCAUUGGAAAAGUAUUCAGACCCCUUCCCCUUUUCCACAUUUUGUUACG